GGUAGUAAUAAUUGCAGAGUUAGAAAAAAUAAGGCAAUAAAUAAAGAGAAGACUGAGAGGAGGAGUAGCAAAAAGCAAAAAGACAGAAGCUUCUUAUUUGAUUUUUGCUUUUUCUUUUUCCAUGAGAGAAAAAAACUCAAACAAAUAUACUGUCAUCCCUUUCACUAAGCCAGCUCAUUACUUCUAAUUUACAGAUUAGAAGGGAAUCAAAGAUUGAUUCUUUCACUUUUGAAGUUACAUGGUACAUCUGAAAUGAAAAAACCCUUUUUUUGUUUCUUCUCCAAUUUGAUUCCUUCCUCAAAGAGAUGGAAUUCACUUUUAUGCUCAUGAGAUUUUAUAUUUCAUGGAAUUGAUCAUUGGGGCUAACUUUGUUGAAAAUGGAAUCCUUUCGUGGUUUUAUUAUAUUGGCUUGCUUGCUUUCUUUUGUAUCUGCUAAUUUACAAGGAGAUGCUUUAUUUGCAUUGAAGACUUCACUCCGUGCUUCACCCGAUCAGUUGAGAGACUGGAAUCCCGAUCAAGUUAAUCCUUGCACUUGGUCAAAUGUUAUGUGUGAUCCUAAUAAUAAUGUCAUUUCCGUGAUGUUGGCAUCCAUGAACUUUUCUGGUAUGCUGUCCCCUAAAAUAGGAGUUCUGACGACACUUUCAUCACUUACAUUGAAAGGAAAUGGUAUAACUGGUGAGAUACCAAAAGAGUUAGGGAACUUGUCGAGCUUGACCAGCUUGGAUUUGGAAAAUAAUCGUUUAACCGGAGAUAUACCUUCUUCCCUCGGUAAUCUUAAAAAUCUCCAAUUCCUGACACUGAGCAUGAACAAUCUUACUGGGACUAUCCCUUUGUCAAUCUCAGAUCUUCCAAAGUUGAUUAGUCUUCUGCUCGAUGGAAAUGAUCUUAGCGGUCAGGUUCCUGAUCAUUUGUUCCGCAUUCCGAUUUACAAUUUUACAGGAAACAGGCUAAAUUGUGGUCGAAAUUUUCCGCACGGUUGUGCGUCAAAAGGAAAUGAGUCGGGUUCUUCACAGAAACCGAAAGUUGGAAUUAUAGUUGGAAUUAUUGGCGGGUUUAUAAUUCUUCUUCUUUUCAGUAGCUUGCUGUUUUUCUUGUGCAAGGGUCGACGGAAAGGCUACAAGGCUGAAGUUUUUGUAGAUGUUGCAGGUGAAGUCGACAGAAGAAUUGCUUUUGGUCAAUUGAAAAGGUUUGCUUGGAGGGAAUUACAGUUGGCUACUGAUAGCUUCAGUGAAAAGAAUAUCCUCGGACAGGGAGGUUUUGGAAAGGUUUAUAAAGGCGUGCUUUCUGAUAACACAAAAAUUGCAGUUAAGAGAUUAACCGAUUUUGAAAGUCCUGGAGGAGAUGCGGCUUUUCAACGUGAAGUCGAGAUGAUAAGCGUAGCUGUUCACAGGAAUCUCUUGAGGCUGAUUGGCUUUUGCACAACACCAACUGAACGCCUUUUGGUUUAUCCGUUUAUGGAGAAUUUAAGUGUGGCCUAUCGCCUUAGAGAACUCAAACCUGGUGAACCUGUUUUAGAUUGGCCUACAAGAAAAAGAAUAGCCCUAGGUGCAGCACGUGGACUGGAAUACCUUCAUGAGCAUUGCAAUCCGAAGAUCAUUCAUCGGGAUGUGAAGGCAGCUAAUGUAUUAUUGGACGAAGACUUUGAAGCAGUUGUUGGUGACUUCGGCCUAGCAAAGUUGGUUGACGUCAGGCGGACAAAUGUAACGACUCAAGUUCGAGGGACAAUGGGUCACAUAGCACCCGAGUACUUGUCCACUGGGAAGUCAUCGGAAAGGACAGAUGUCUUUGGUUACGGGAUUAUGCUUCUAGAGCUUGUAACAGGUCAACGCGCGAUUGAUUUUUCACGCUUGGAAGAAGAAGAUGAUGUUUUGCUGCUUGAUCAUGUCAAGAAGCUGGAAAGGGAGAAAAAGCUGGAUGCUAUUGUAGAUCGGAACCUUAAUAAAAACUACAACAUCGAGGAGGUGGAAGCAAUGAUCCAAGUUGCAUUGCUUUGUACACAAGCUUCACCCGAGGAGCGUCCAGCAAUGUCAGAGGUGGUGAGGAUGCUGGAAGGAGAGGGGCUGGCUGAGAGAUGGGAAGAGUGGCAGCAUGUUGAAGUUACGCGUAGGCAAGAGUACGAAAGACUUCAAAGGAGAUUUGAAUGGGGAGAAGAUUCAUUAUAUAAUCAGGACGCCAUCGAGUUAUCCGGCGGAAGAUGAGCAUGUUGUAUUCGAUGAUUUCUUGUUUGUGUUUAUUGAAUGGAAGAGCAAACCUGAAGAAAGGGCAAUUUUCAGUUAAUUUUGCUCUUAAUCUCAACAUGGCGCCUUUGUGUUGGUGUGUUUUAAAGAAACCAUAUUUUUCUCAAUCA
Gossypium arboreum is the source of this 2347-nucleotide messenger RNA. RefSeq names its product probable LRR receptor-like serine/threonine-protein kinase At5g10290. Gene Ontology annotation, molecular function: protein kinase activity; ATP binding; protein binding. The coding region runs from base 378 to 2198 and encodes 606 amino acids. NCBI's taxonomy places the organism in Eukaryota, Viridiplantae, Streptophyta, Magnoliopsida, Malvales, Malvaceae. The transcript has 13 exons. Gene Ontology annotation, biological process: protein phosphorylation. The record is from RefSeq and is a predicted model, not a curated record.